Molecule: messenger RNA, 657 nt
Organism: Arachis stenosperma
Lineage: Eukaryota; Viridiplantae; Streptophyta; Magnoliopsida; Fabales; Fabaceae
Product: photosystem I P700 chlorophyll a apoprotein A1-like
Exons: 2
Coding region: 1-657 (218 amino acids)
Biological process (GO): aerobic respiration; photosynthesis
Cellular component (GO): membrane; thylakoid
Molecular function (GO): NADH dehydrogenase activity
Source: RefSeq, a predicted model, not a curated record
AUGGACGUUCACAAAAGAACCAGAAGAUUCUUAAAUCUAGUGAAUUUUGUUGUGUUGCAUGUCCUCAAGGAACCUAAGUUUACAUUAUCUAAUAGUUUAAGUACAGUUGACAUAGUUGAUGCACAAUCAAAAUAUGGUUUUUUGGGGUGGAAUUUGUGGCGGCAACCUAUAGGUUUCGUCGUUUUUCUAAUUUCUUCCCUAGCAGAAUGUGAAAGAUUACCUUUUGAUUUACCAGAAGCGGAAGAAGAAUUAGUAGCGGGUUAUCAAACCGAAUAUUCGGGUCUCUUUGUAUGUGUUGUCCGAAAGGAGGAGGACUCAAUGAUUAUUCGUUCGCCGGAACCAGAAGUAAAGAUUUUGGUAGAUAGAGAUCUCAUAAAAACUUCUUUCGAGGAAUGGGCAAAACCCGGUCAUUUCUCAAGAACAAUAGCUAAGGGACCCGAUACUACUACUUGGAUUUGGAACCUACAUGCUGAUGCUCAUGAUUUCGAUAGCCAUACUAGUGAUUUAGCGGAGAUUUCCCGAAAAGUAUUUAGUGCCCAUUUCGGCCAACUCUCCAUCAUCUUUCUUUGGCUUAGUGGCAUGUAUUUCCAUGGUGCUCGUUUUUCCAAUUAUGAAGCAUGGCUAAGUGAUCCAACUCACAUUGGACCUAGUGCUUAA